Cucurbita maxima (winter squash) is the source of this 348-nucleotide messenger RNA. Its product is annotated as S-protein homolog 2-like. NCBI's taxonomy places the organism in Eukaryota, Viridiplantae, Streptophyta, Magnoliopsida, Cucurbitales, Cucurbitaceae. The record is from RefSeq and is a predicted model, not a curated record. The annotation marks the transcript as partial. The transcript has a single exon.
AUGAUAAAGAAUAUUGUCGUUUUCUUUCUUUUCACGGUGGCUUUAGUGGGGGCUGAGGUUCCAAGGGUCGCGUUACCACCACCAGGACCUUCUAGAUAUUACAUUCAUGUGGUUAACGGGCUAAGCAAACUUGGGUUGCUUGUGCAUUGUCAGUCUAAAGACGAUGACUUGGGGUAUCAUCGUUUGCUUAAUCAUGGAGAUGAUUACCAAUGGAACUUCAAGGUUAACUUUUGGGGAACAACUCUCUAUUGGUGCAAAUUAGAGACGCCACAUGCAUCUGUCUCUUUUGAAAGCUUUUGGCCUGAAACGCAGCACUUAUGGCUCCGUGAUAGGUGCAAACAUGGAACU